This is a messenger RNA of Dromaius novaehollandiae (emu), 5152 nucleotides long. RefSeq names its product golgin A1 (gene GOLGA1). NCBI's taxonomy places the organism in Eukaryota, Metazoa, Chordata, Aves, Casuariiformes, Dromaiidae. The record is from RefSeq and is a predicted model, not a curated record. The transcript is spliced from 23 exons. The coding region runs from base 265 to 2682 and encodes 805 amino acids. Gene Ontology annotation, cellular component: Golgi apparatus.
GCGCAGCCCGCGUGCAGGGCGCUUCCGGCCCCGCGCGGCGCUUCCGGGUCGGCGGCGCCAGGGGCAGCGGCGGCGGUGGCGGCGCCGGUGCUGUUAGGCCAUGGAGGCUCUAAUGGAGCUGGAGAUGCAAUGAAGCUGAGUGGAUGAGGCACGAAAUUAAAUCCCGACGCCUGGAAGCUUUACGCGGAGCACCAGCGCGCUAGCUGCGUCGGAGGUAGCGGCUUUGCCAAGUCCCUGGCUACUUCGGGGCUGUAGAGCAGUAAAAUGUUUGCGAAACUGAAGAAGAAGAUCGCGGAAGAGGCAGCGGUUGCGCCUCGCCCGGGAGGAGCUGCCAGGAUACCGCGGUCUGUCAGCAAGGAGUCGAUUACGUCCGUGGGAGCAGACUCGGGAGAUGACUUUGCUUCUGAUGGAAGCAGCUCUAGAGAGGAUCUUUCAUCCCAGUUGUUGAGAAGAAAUGAACAGAUAAGAAAACUGGAGGUCAAGCUGUCCGAUUAUGCCGAUCAGAUCCGAAAUUUGCAGAAGAUAAAAGAGAAGCUUGAAAAUGCAUUAGAAAAGCAUCAGGAUUCCUCCAUGAGGAAGUUUCAGGAGCAGAAUGAAGCUCACCAGGCCAACCGAGCCAAGAUGGCUGAAGGAAUGGCUUUGGCCUUAGAAAAAAAGGACCAGGAGUGGAUGGAAAAAUUGGGUCAAGUUGAAAAGGAGAAAAGAAUGCUUGAAACACAGUUACAAGAAAUGAGGGAGCAGAGUUUAAACCUUUUUCAAAAGAGAGAUGAAAUUGAUGAACUGGAGGGCUUUCAACAGCAGGAGAUGGCCAAAGUUAAACACAUGCUUUUGAAAAAGGAAGAAUCUCUGAGCAAAGCAGAACAGGAACUAGAGGCACGCACUCGAGAACUAACUCACACCAAAGAGGUGCUUCAGGAUACAAGCAGCGUGUCAUCAGGCCUAAGAAAAGAUCUUCAAGAGUUGCGGCAACAGUUCUUGGAGCUAGAAGCACAGAGAGAUGAACUGAUGACAGCUGAGACGAAUGCAGAAAAUAAGAUCACUGCUCUGGAGUUAAGAGAACAGGAGCUACAAACUGUCAUUCAGCAGCUCUCUGUAGACUUGCAAAAUGCUCGAGUUGCUAGUUCUGGUUGUGAGAGGAGACUGGAAAUGUUACAGGUGGAGCAUGAAUCUCUGAAGGUGGAAUAUGAACAACACAAGCAAAAGAUGACUCUUGAAUAUGAUGAGAGAAAUAAACUUAUUGAACAGCUACAGGAAAAAGUGUCUGCCUUGGAAAAGAAGCUAGAAAGAAAUCUUUCAGGGGAUGAACACGUGCAGGAACUUCUCAAGGAGAAAACUACUCUUGAGCAGAAACUGGAUGAAACCAGGCAGCAGUUACUAACAGACAGAGCUCAUCAUGCUGAGACUGCAAACGUAUUGGAAACACAGAAUAAAGAACUGGAACAAAAACUACAGAUUGCAACAGAAGCAUUAAAGAAGAGUAAGGAAGAAGCUGGUGAGCAGGAUCUACAGAUCCAGAUGCUGCAAACUGAUCUAGAGAAUGAAAGAAGUAAACUGCAGCAACAGAUUUUAAGUGUGAAACAUGAAUACGAAGAGAAAGUUGCUGGGCUGGAGUCUCAAAUAACUGCUCUUAAAACAGCUUGGGAAUUUGAUAAAACAGCUACUCAACGCAAGCUAAGCCAGUUGGAAAAGGAAAAUGAAGAUCUGAGUAAAAGCAGAGAAGAGUAUGAGAGUUCUUUAAAAAACCAAGAGUCUGAACUGGACAGGCUAAAGAAGGAAUUAAGCAGCAGAGAAACUGUCAGCACUGAAAUUGCCAAAGCAUUGGAAGAAACACGAAAACAAAAAGAGGAAUUACAACAGCAGGUUUCACAUCUGGCUUCCUUAAUAGAGGAGAAGGACCAGCUGAUUAAUGAAAAAUCUGACACGCUUCUAAAAAAGAAGGAAGAACUAAACCAACUCAGUCAAGACCAUGAAGCUGUCUUGCUGCAAAUGCACCAGUUGCAAUCUGAUAUAGAAGCAAGUAAUAGCCGAGCAGUGGAGAAAGAAGAAACAGCAAGAAAGGAAAUCGAUGAACUGAAAUUGCAGAUACAGGAGUGCCUGCUGGCCAGAGAACAUGAGAGAAACGCUUCAGAACUAGAGGAAUCAGCAAGAGCCUUGAAUAAUAAACAUUUACAUCCUCCAGAGAACCGUGUGAUGGAACAGAAUGGAGAGGUGGCGGCUGCAGACAUCAUUCAACUUCAAAAAGAGAACAGAGAGCUGGAACAGCAAAUCGCUGAGAAAAACAAGGUAAUAAAGCAGCUACAGCAGAGAAUGACAGAACUCAAAAAAACGCUCCAGAAAGAGUUGAAAAUAAGGCCUGACAGUGAGGGACCUGAAGUACGUGAAAAAACAAAUUCUGAAGUGCCUAAUGCUUCUGUGACUGUCACGAACAACUCUGAUUUAAAUGACUCAAGGGAGAUAAACUUUGAAUACCUUAAACAUGUUGUACUAAAAUUCAUGUCCUGCCGGGAAUCUGAGGCAUUCCAUCUAAUUAAAGCUGUAUCUGUGUUACUGAAUUUUUCACAAGAGGAAGAAAAUAUGCUUAAAGAAACCUUGGAAUACAAGAUGUCGUGGUUUGGGUCAAAGCCAUCUCCUAAAGGCAGUAUCCGGCCAUCUAUCUCGAGCCCAAGGACACCGUGGUCUUAAGGGAACCUGAAAACUGGCAGUCAGCAUCUAGCCACUUAUUUUCUGUGAAAAGAACACUCAACACACUAAUUCAGGUGUGUCUUAAUCACUGUCAUUGCAGUAUUUUGUACAAGAACUUUGAUACUGUUUACAAAAGUAAUACUGUGCAAGGAGAAUUUUCACCAGAGACUGAAACACCUCUCUUGGGUUGGAUCCAGGGACUGUUGUCUCGAUGGUCUCUUAAUGGAAGUCAGCUCCUUGUGUUCAUCGGUCUUGUUUCUUGGCACCAAAGGGUAAUGUUAACCUCACUAACACUGGUGCUGGCACUUCAAGCUUCUAACAUUUGCAUCUGUUAUGAUGGUGAUUCCAGCUUCUGUUACGAAAUGCCAGAGUUGAAUAACUCUAGGUACAGUAAAGCUUCCUUGUCUCGCUGUGGAAAGCAAGCAAUUAAAACAAACGUUGGCAGUACUGUAUUGAAUUCCUGACAGUUUGAAAAGUCUUUCAAAGAACAGGAGCAGGAGCUUUAACCAAAAAAAGAAAAAAAAAAAUCUGCCUUGCCUUGUUAUACUGACAUAACUAAUAGUUUGCAUUUUUUCAUAUCACUGUGUAAUUUAAGGUGCAUAUAUCCUGGCCUGCAGUCCUGAAGGCUGCAUGUUGAUGAUGAUUAUUUAAUUUGAGAGCACAACUUUAGAGUUGUCUGAUUUUACUUUUCUUAAAGAAAAAUAAUAUUUAAAAUGGUCUUAAUUAUAGUACCUAAUACUCAGUCGCCUUUAAAACUAAUCUACUAGUCUGUACCAUAGGUUGUUAACAUGGGGAAGAGGGGAUAGUAAACCAUUUUAAAUUUUUAAAGCUGAAUUCCAGGUAUUGUAAAUGCACACUGAAAAUACCUUUUAUUUAAAAUAAAAAACUGUAGUGACAAAGGGUGAAGAAUAUUGGUACUAAACACUUCCCCCCCUCCCCCCUCCACCCCCUGUGCAAGUUUGCUAGCAACAGAUUUUUCAUAACCAGUAUCUGCCUCUUUGGUUGUGGUUUUAUGUACUUCAGGUACUGAUGCUUAAAAGAGCUGUUACAGACGUAGUGGGCUAUUAACCGUGUCCUAACUACAUGGUAAAAGGAACACUGCUUAUGAGUUUUUGGUUUUUUUGAGAGCAAAAUUGAAAUAUUAUUCAAUGAAUCUUAGCUCCAGCAGCCUGCUUUUUUUCCACCUUAGGAAAAGGGGACCAAGCUGGGACUUGCCUCAAGGACUGAGAGUGGAAUUUUGCCCUUAUUCACUAACCAGAAAAAAAGAUGAAAAUGGGAAGCGGCAAUCAAGCUGACUUCUUAAAAAUGGGAUAUAUUUUCAAAAAAUUAUAUAUGUAUGGCAUUCAGUGAGCAGGCUCCAAUGCUGGUAAUUCUCUUACAAUAUUUUUAUUAAAUGUCUUCAAGAAAAUUCAUCCUGUACUCUGGUGGAGAUGUAGUCACUGUUCAGGGUUUUAACUUAGCUUUGCUGUCAGAGGUCUGAAUGACCUUGGUGGUGGCAGGAAGAUACAGUGUUAGUCGCAGCACGUGAGCUGCUCCCUGCCCCUGCAUGCACUCAUGCUGUGGUAAAGACGAAAGUAUCCUUACACAUGAGGUCAGUUACCAGAGCAGUAAAUGUGCUGCAAAUCCAUAUCCUAGCUGGCCACACCAAAUUUUAUUAAGUAGCCAGGCAUAGAUACUCAAAGUAGCUAUUAUUAUGACAAAAGUGACACUCCUCAGUUUGUAGCUAGGCUAUAUUUAUUUAAAGUGAGGAAAAACAAAAGGAUUUUUCAGUAUACUGAAGCUUGUCAAACAAAGUCUUUAGUAACUUGAUUCAUAGCACUUAACUGCGUAGCAUAGGAAAGUUACAGGAAGAGUACAGCUCUGCUUUAACGUGAAAAUAGACAAUCAAAAAGUAGAUUUGUAUCAAGUGCUCCUAUAUGGAAACCAGGUGGGGCAGGAUAACCCUGUGGGUUCUGGGAAGGGCCCGGAUUUUGUUCCCUAAGGCCUUUUUCUUUGGAACGACCCCUUGGCUCUGCCCUACAGCUGAGGGACCCAAGACCAAGGGACGGGACUUCAUCUACUCUUGCUGACGCUGCUGAAUGACUAAUCGGUUUAAGUUGAUCCUGGCUUGAAAGGUUACUGCUGAACAGUAAGGAAAGCAGUACAGCAGACCUAGAAGAAACAGUAAUACAUGAAUCUCAGAAUAUUUAUUUACUAACACAAUUUCAAUUCAAGAUCCUAAAGUUCUUACAGGAUCAACUUACCAUAAAUUAGUUAACUGUUGAAUUUUCUUUAUAUAUCAGAGCAAGAAUGGUGUGUAUACAUAUAUUAAAAAGCUAAUGCACUUUUUCCUUGUAUAAAAACAAUGGUAUACAUAAUCCUUUCUAUGGCCAUUGGAUUUCUUUCCUUCUAUGCUGUAAAUACGGAUUGUAUUAUGAAACACUAUGAAAUUUGUGGUGCAAUACAUUUUUGAUUAAAACGCUAAUCUUGA